This is a messenger RNA of Panonychus citri (citrus red mite), 767 nucleotides long. RefSeq lists its product as uncharacterized. The coding region runs from base 90 to 767 and encodes 225 amino acids. The transcript has 5 exons. The record is from RefSeq and is a predicted model, not a curated record. Lineage: Eukaryota; Metazoa; Arthropoda; Arachnida; Trombidiformes; Tetranychidae. Gene Ontology annotation, molecular function: protein binding.
AAUCAUUAAUGUUGUUCAAUUUCAAUGAUAAAAUUUCGUCAUUUCUUCAAGUUUACAGAUCAAUUAUACGUGAAUUGUGAUUUUAAAUUAUGUCACUAAACGAUUUACCUGAUAUUUGUCUUUGGAAGAUCUUCGAAAAUGUCAAUGCAGUCGAAGAUUUGAUUCGAUUGUCUAAAGUUUGUUCGAGAUGGUCCGAUUUAAUUACGUUGAGAUUUAGGCGUGUGAAAUAUCUUCAAAAGGUGGAGAUUUAUAGUAGAGAAGUUAAAGAUUAUAUUGAUGCGAACAGUUUGUGGAUUAAUCAUAAUACGAAUUGGAAUGAUUACAAUUUAUUACAAUUUUUUCCGAACUUUAGGAUUAUAGAUACUGCGACCUAUAGUUACAAUUCAUCUUUAAAUUUACCAGAAAUUGUCAAAAACAAUCCACAAAUAAAGGGAUUGAUUGGACAUUUUAAUUCAUUAAUAAAAAGAGAAGAUUAUGACUUGUCAAAUAUCGAAAUGUUCGCUUCAGAAUUUAAUUUCGAUUAUAAAAAAGUUUUUCGACCUGAUCAGUUGAAACAAGUUUUCGGCAGCUUUAUAAAUAAGAUUGAUCUUCCUUCAUUCAUUGAAUAUUUUCCAAACUUGAAGCGACUCCACAUGCAGUUCUAUAGAAAGGACCAAGUUUUUUACAAUGGCCCGAACUUGUCCGCGUUAAAGAUUCUUGAAUUUGGUAGAAUCGAUAUGGUUGGAAAAUUCACCGGAUUUCAUUUCAUGGAUUUUGUCCAUCUUUGA